Messenger RNA from Procambarus clarkii (red swamp crayfish), 1735 nucleotides. RefSeq names its product beta catenin antagonist chibby (gene Cby). Lineage: Eukaryota; Metazoa; Arthropoda; Malacostraca; Decapoda; Cambaridae. The record is from RefSeq and is a predicted model, not a curated record.
UGCAGUAUACGACUUGACGUGUGCUUGUAUCGAAGCGAUCUGAAACAGUUAUGUACAAUCCGACCAGUUCACCAGGCUGGCUCCCGGACUCGACUUUGACUCUUCGCAACCUUCAACCUUACCUUGUAAAUGAGGUCCCAGCAUCCCAAAUUGAAUAAGCUGUAUUAAACAGUUUCCAAUACAGGCAUUCCAUGUAAAUCAAAUACAGUACUACCAGAGCUAUUAGCAUGCCUUUAAAUCUAUUCAGCCGAAGUUUUUCACCAGGCAAGUCUCCUCCUAGGAGAUCUGUUUCACUUUCAAGUUUAAAAAGAGAAUCUGAUAAGACUGGUCAAGAUAUCUCUCACGAUUUCAGCAAGAUUAAACUCAAUAUUGGUGGACAGAAUGCAACUUUUGAAGAUGGAGAAUGGAUCUCGGGAGGAGGAUCAAGAGGUCGUAUGAAUAAUCGUGAGGUAGCACGACUUCAACAGCAAAAUCAGACACUGCUGGAGGAAAAUAACUUGCUAAAACUCAAGGUGGAGCUGCUGCUUGAUAUGCUUACAGAAAAAUCUGCCGAUACUUUAAUGAAAGACAAAGAGAUCAGUCGACUGAAAUCAAGAAAUUCUAAGUGGAAUUAGUGGCAUGUUACAUUUGACACUUUGUUGCAAAAUACAUUCAUGAUCAUACAGUACUGUACUUGUAUACUAUUUGUUUUUCACAUUGUAAUUUGAAUUUUGUAUUAUAUAUUUUGAGCUGUCAAUUUGAUCUAUCAUUCAUUAUUAUUGUGUUUAUUAAGUUGUAUGUAACAUACUGUACUGUAUAUUGAAUGGCACACUUUCUCAGUGUAUUAUGAACAUAUAUUCUUUCAUAAUUUUCAGAAUUGGAGCAUAGUACAGUGUCACCUCAAAAAUCCAGACCUCAGUAUAGCAAAUUUCAUAAAAAUCCAGACCAAAUUUGUCCACCAAAUUUUCCUCCAAAUCUGUCCACCAGAGUUUCUUAAAAAAAAAAAAAAUCUGAUGACAUGGUGAAAUCUGGAUCGUAGGUUUAUCACAUCAAAUAAUUUCCAUAUUUUUUUUCAUAUUUCUGGGGAAUCCCCUUAGGCUCCCUGAAGUUAUCUUGCUGAGAUGGCUCCCAACUACUAGGUCACUUUAGCCAUGGAGUUCUGUUCGGCUCACUGGGGACCAUGAGCCAGAACCUGGCUUCCCUCCUCAAGGUGCAGAGAAUGGGUGACACUCCACCACCCGACCAAGAAAGUAUCCUUCGAUGAUGCCGUUUGUGGUUAUGAAGUACGGUGUGAAAGGCUUAGUACAUGAAAUGAGUAUGUAUGUGCAAUGAAAAGCAUUGUACAUGCUGUACAGUACUAUAACCUUAUUCUGCUACCAACUGCGUUCCAGAAAUAUAAGGAAAAAAAUAAAUAAAUAAAUAUAGAUUUUUACAUUAUAAAUAAUAUUUAUACCCCACUAUUGUUUUUAUAUUAUUUGCAUGUUUAAACAUGCAUAAUAUAUACUGGUAAAUACAGUAUGCAUCAACAUGUAUUGUAUCAUUUGUUAUAAGAAAAGUCCAUAAAAUUUGUUGUAAAUAGAAAAUAUGGGCUAAAUUGAUAAAAAUCUGGGUGUUGCACAAAUCUGACUUGGGUCCAGAACGAUUUAAUCUGAAUUUUUAAGGUGCACCUGUACUGUGCCGUACAAUAUUUGCUUGACUGGCAUUAGAAUCUCUCGUAUUUAUAUGUUUAAAAUACAGUAUUAUUAUUAAUAUGCAA